AUGACAUCAAGACCAGUUUCAGGCUACACAGGACGCCAUAGAUUUCGGACCAAAAGGACACUCCAACUACUUGCCAUGGAGAUUUUCUCAUGUUCUGCAACUACAACGCCAGGACAGUCUCCGCCAACGCCGAUCUUCAAGCCCGUUUUCGAAGGUACAGGGCGCAUCAAUUACCACGUAAUCGCCUUGCAGGAAACAAAGUCCAGGAAGAGGCAGCUGAGUGAUGGCACACUCAUCAUUCGUGGUGGAAAGGUUCCAUCACGGAACGUUGGAGGCGUUGGAUUUGUCGUACUUACAUCUGUUGUUCAUUUUGUCUCGCAUGAGAUCCUUCACCUUGCCUGGGUAUCCUUCGACUCCUUCCUCAAAACUAUCACUAUCAUCAGCUGCUAUUCUCCAACAUCAGCAGCUGAUAAUUCGGAGCUUGAUGCUAUGAGGAUUUGGAGGAAGUCAUCCGCAAAGAGAACUCCUUCUAUAAGUUUGCCUUAG
Strongylus vulgaris is the source of this 486-nucleotide messenger RNA. The record is from the annotation of a GenBank genome assembly. NCBI's taxonomy places the organism in Eukaryota, Metazoa, Nematoda, Chromadorea, Rhabditida, Strongylidae.